This is a messenger RNA of Trametes versicolor FP-101664 SS1, 1113 nucleotides long. Its product is annotated as GroES-like protein. The record is from RefSeq and is a predicted model, not a curated record. Bases 1 to 1113 code for a protein of 370 amino acids. Lineage: Eukaryota; Fungi; Basidiomycota; Agaricomycetes; Polyporales; Polyporaceae. The transcript has a single exon. Gene Ontology annotation, molecular function: zinc ion binding; oxidoreductase activity.
AUGCCGCCUCCGACACCGUACCUCCAUAGCCCUCCCCUGCCCAAGACGAUGGUCGCGUACCGCUUCGAGCCCGGCUUGAAGGAGCCACAGCGGCGGACCCUCCCCGUUCCUGUUCCCGGCCCGGACGAGGUGCUCGUCAAGGUUCUCGCAGCGGGCGUCUGUCAAUCGGACGUGCACCUCCUCGAGGAGUCCGACACGAAACCCUUCGUCACAUACCCGUUCACCCUCGGACACGAAGGCUCGGGCAUCAUCGCCCGCCUCGGCGAUGAAGUCGCCUCCAACCCCGAGUUUGCGCAACGCCUCACGAUCGGAACCUACGUAGCCGUGCUCCUCACGAACGCGUGCGACACGAACAAGUGCGCCCGUUGCAAAAGCGGGUUCGCGAACGUCUGCUUUUCGCGCCACAUGUUGGGGAUCGGCGCAGACGGGAACUGGGCGGAGUACGUAUUGGCGCGGGCGUGCACCGUCGUCCCUGUUCCAGGAAACGACCCGAAACACCCGCGACUCCAUCCGGCAGCCGUGGCGACCUCAACGGACGCGGUGCUAACGCCUUGGCACGCGUUAAAAAGGGUUGCGCGUGUGCAGCCCGGGCAGACCGUGCUCAUCAUUGGAUGCGGGGGCCUCGGGAGCAAUGCGAUCCAGAUAGCCAAACACGCCCUCGGGGCCAGUGUGGUCAUCGCAUCGGACAUCCGGGAGGAUAGCUUGGUGCUCGCCCGAAAAGUCGGCGCAGACUACGCGGUUCCGCCUGCCGAGCUGAAGGUGCUGCGAGAUGAGAAGGGCCUGGUGAUCGACGUGGUAGUGGAUGUGGUCGGAAUACAGGCGAGUAUGGAUGGCGCUGUCGAAUUGGUGAAGACGGGAGGAACCGUGGUCCUCAUUGGGCAGGGGCAGGGAACGGUGACGAUCAGUCCGUUGGGGAUGGGUGUGAAGCAGGUUGCGGUCAUGGGAACCUUUGGGGGAGACUAUCAAGAUUUGGUGGAGUGCCUGUUCGCAAUCGAACAGGGCAAGGUGGUCCCGGAGGUCGAGGAGAGGGCUCUGGACGAUUGCGUUAAGGUGGUGAAGGAUUUAGCUGCUGGGAGAGUGCGAGGAAGAAUAGCCUUAAUCCCAUCAUAUUGA